AUGUCUUCUUCUCAACUCCUCUUCGAGCUACUCUCCUCACUUCCGCCUCAAAAUGCCUCCGAACCAACACCAUUAACCCCCGACACCGAUACCGACCCGAACCUUACAGAGCUGGAUUCGUCCGAUUUCAAGAGUCUCUUAUCGAGUGAUUCAGCCUUUUCAUUCUGUUCGUCAUAUAUAUCGCCGCCCUUACCAACUCCAACUUUGCAUCGUGAUUGCUUUGUCCUAAGUGUACCCACCGUGGUACAAGGAGCGGCGAAACGACGCAGUAUUAUCAGCGAGAGUCUUCAUUCUUCGUUUCAUUCUCCGGCAAAUAACGCACUGAUGACUAUUCGUGCGCGAUCUGUAUCUUCAGGGGGGUCUCUGAGAAGGAGCGGGCCGCUGCCGACGCAGGAUCCGGAUUACAUUCAAGAGUAUAUCAAGGUCGAAGAGGAUGAUGAGGAGUUUGUGUCAGAUGCGGAUGAGGUUGAUCCAAAUGAACUGAAGAUUGAUGAUGCUAAGAGAGCUAGGAGGAAGAAGAGGGAAGUAGAUGCUACAUACAUUCCGAGCAAAGAAGCAGAGGAAGAUGAUGUCUUCAACCCCGAUGCGAAUGAGAUAGAUCCUAGUGAGCUCAUCGACAGGGUUGCUCAGAGGAAUAGGAAGAGGAGACCAGAUGUGGAUGCUACAUACAUGCCUGGGAAAGAAGAUGAUGGGGAUAGCAGCCAGGGCGAAGAAGCGACGGUCAGGGCUUCCAAGAAGAGGAGAGUGAUGCCACAUCCUGCAUUCGCAUCAUCUGUUGAUGCUCGUCGUUUGACCCCUGAGAAGCCGGUGAAGGCAGAGGUUCCUGUUACGCCGUCUGCUCAAACCGAUCCUGUGUAUCAACAUGGGGUGACUGGGUUUUCACAGAAGGAUCAUGCAACGACGGAUCUAGGUGCGAUCCCAUAUCCGACGCCGGAUACUCUUCGAAAGAAGAUUAUAACCAAAGCUGCAAUCACUUCGUCUGCACUCCCUCGUGCUCGACAUGUCCCGAAGAAGAGCCCGAAAAAAGAAUACGAGGAGUACGUUCCAGGUGAAUCUGUGUCUCCCGGACCGGAGGCAACUCCGAUAAAGUCCAUUGAAACAGAAAUCGGAAUCCCAGCCGACUUUACCGAGGAUGAUAACGAAGAAUAUCAGGACCGUCCUAUUCAUCAUACUGAGAAGACGGGUAUUGUCUUUGACUUUUCGGUAGAAAGAGCCAAGCGCUGGGCCAGCGCGAUCAAUGUACCAAAGGGUCUUUUUAACGAGGAAGAGAAGGAUUUGUUCUUUCGCCUUGCCAUGCGUGGAUUUGAGCCGGUUGUCCCCAGAAGCUGGCGAUAUGACUUUCCGACGCUGCCUGAAUCUUUGUAUCCUAGGAGCUCCGAGGAGACUGAUAAGCCGAUUAUCGACGUCACUCGAAGCUCUAACCUCUAUGCUAUUAAAGCCUUGACAAGUCUCUUUGCCGUCGGAGGCCGUGUCCGCGACUGCGACAUUCUACACCAGCAGCCCGAACCCUUGAUAAGACAAGCGAUCCAGAAAUACAUCUCCUGGGCUCUCUUUGACGUCAACCUACACACCAUGAAAGAUGCACUACCAGUCCAUGUAAUAUACGCUCAAAAGAAACACGAAAAAACCAUCACAGCCGUCCGGAAGAUGAACGCAAGGCUGCAGAAGCUUACCCGGCAGCACCAGGAAGACCUUGGCGUGGCAGACAACACCUAUACAGAGAAAAAGAUGGCGGAAAUACUUGAGAACACCAAAUUCCCCCUUCUUACCGGGUUCAUAAUCUGCGGUCCCAUCGUCGCCAUCUUGACACAUAGCACUGAUCCUCGAGAGAUCGGCAACGGCCAAGAAGACGGUCGGUUCAUCUCUCAGUUUGACUUGUCGGAACGCGGUCAGGAUGUGUGGAACUCAUUAGCUAUUGCUAUUACGGUGAUGCAUGUUCGUCGGACUAUGUUGAUGUUAGCGCAUCAAGGGAAGGGGAGUUAUCGGCCUGGACGAAAGCGUAGUCCUUCGGCUUUUGAUGUAGAUCUUUGAGGUGAUCGUUGGUUUGAUG
This is a messenger RNA of Aspergillus eucalypticola CBS 122712, 2050 nucleotides long. RefSeq lists its product as uncharacterized. The coding region runs from base 1 to 2031 and encodes 676 amino acids. The transcript has 2 exons. Lineage: Eukaryota; Fungi; Ascomycota; Eurotiomycetes; Eurotiales; Aspergillaceae. The record is from RefSeq and is a predicted model, not a curated record.